Molecule: messenger RNA, 896 nt
Organism: Ceratina calcarata
Lineage: Eukaryota; Metazoa; Arthropoda; Insecta; Hymenoptera; Apidae
Gene: Prx2
Product: Peroxiredoxin 2
Exons: 3
Coding region: 166-747 (193 amino acids)
Biological process (GO): hydrogen peroxide catabolic process; cellular response to stress; leukocyte activation
Cellular component (GO): cytosol
Molecular function (GO): thioredoxin peroxidase activity
Source: RefSeq, a predicted model, not a curated record
ACUUAAUAGUUCCAUCAGUUAGAUUAUAGUCAAUAGUUGGAUUACUUUACGUAACGCGAUAAGUUGAAGGUUAAAGAUAGGAGAUUCAUUGUUUUUUGGAACUACUGAAAUUCUGCUAAUCAUGAUUUCAUAAUUUCGAUCGAAAAGUAAUUCGAAAGCCUAACCAUGCCAGCAAUCCAAAAACAUGCUCCAGCUUUCUCGGGCACCGCUGUUGUCAAAGGAGAAUUCAAACAGAUUUCUCUCUCCGAUUUCAAAGGAAAAUAUGUUGUGCUGUUCUUCUAUCCACUAGACUUCACGUUCGUCUGUCCAACCGAAAUAAUCGCCUUCUCCGACCGCGCCCAGGAAUUCGAGCAGAUCGGCUGCAAAUUGAUCGCCGCGUCCACAGAUUCUCACUUCAGCCAUUUGGCAUGGGUGAACACACCGCGUAAGCAGGGCGGUCUUGGUGAAAUGAACAUUCCCCUUCUCGCUGACAAGAGUAGCAAGAUCGCACGCGACUACGGUGUGCUCGACGAAGACACGGGCAUUCCAUUCCGUGGACUCUUCAUCAUCGACGACAAGCAAAUCUUGCGUCAGAUCACCAUCAACGACUUGCCCGUUGGCAGGUCCGUCGACGAGACCUUGCGUUUGGUCCAAGCAUUCCAGUACACUGACAAACAUGGAGAAGUGUGUCCAGCUGGCUGGAAACCAGGAAAGAAAACCAUGAAGCCCGAUGUUCAGGCAUCGAAGGAAUACUUCAAGGAUUCGUAAAUCCUUUCGAUUCGACGGCUCGAAAAUACCAGUGUCCUUUUAUCAGAGUUAUUACUUAAGUUUUCUGUAUUUUUCUGUCACAACAACCUUCCAGUUUAUUUUGUAUCUGAUAGAUGAAUAAACUUUCCAUCGUAUACUUUCGCUAAAAA